AAAUCGCCAAGGUUCGACCUAGAGGUUGUGGAUUUGACCAGAGAUUUAGUGUUACAUAAAUAGCAACGUGGCUUACUACUGCUAUGGAAUAUUUGUAACAGACUUUCGUUGGAUAAAUUCCAAAGUUCAAGCAAAUAUGGAACAGUCGUCUGGGACACCGAACCUCAUCGUUAACGAAACUUCGAACACUGAUAUGAUCAACAACGAACAAAAAUAUGGACAUAACAGUAUCCAACCAAAGGAUAUUCAUAUAUCAAGUACUUCAGUAUCUGUACAUCAUCGUCGCAAGCGGUCGCAUAUAUCAUCAUUAUCGGGGCCUGUGCAUGCAGUUAAUCAUAUAGAAGCACCCACAUAUGGGGAAUAUGGAUUUCCAUCGUUAAAAGAUCAUGUUGACAUUGCAGAGUCGGCAGACGAGGAAAAUGUACUUCUUAGUUGCAAUCCUGAACAUUUUCUACGUAGUGAUUCAACUCUUGGUGAAAAAUCCGUCGAUUCGCUAAAGCUCGCUAAACUCGAUCCGGAAUUCCGUGACUUGAUCUCACGUUAUGUCUGCUCGGAAUAUGUAGUUCAUUGUCUUGAACUGGCAGGCUUUUGUACACCGUAUGUUGUCGCCCGGCUAGAUGAUCAUCAGUUACAGAGGCUUGAGACGUUUGUUGGACAUGCUUGUUCGAUUAUGAAGUCAAUUACCUUACGAGAGCAUUUCGUAGGGCCCAUUUUUGCAAAUGAUCCAUUAAAGUUUAAACUACCCUCAGGUGCUGCUUGUGGAAUUCUUUUGGCUGCACACGAAAUUCGUCGGAGGUAUCGUCGAUCUCAGUUAUCAAUAGAGGGUCAAAAUCCUAUUGAUGAGGAUAUCAUAAUUGUCCCAGACUCAUGUGAUCAGAGCUUCAGUGAUAUAGGUUGUCAAACAGAUUCUUCAUUGUCUCACUUCAUUUCUUCAGCAUCUUCACCGCCUGUUACCUUGGCUGACCCAUUACCAAGCAACUUUGUGGAAAAUUCGGAUUCAACAUCUCCAACAUCGGUGGUAAAUUUGACGUCGAAAACCUACUUUUCAGAUUCCCCGAAUCCCUCACGCAGGUCAGAACCAAGUGUUCCACCUUCUGACGGACCAGCAGUGAUCAUGGCUGCUGCUCUCCAAGCUGCCGCAGCUGCUGUGAGUGGAAAUGGAUACAAUAAUAUCACUUUGUUUUCUAAUUCUUUACCCGAUGAAACCAGUUUAACGACACUCUCUGGUUUAAGUAGCUGUAACUCUGGUGAUACAAAUCCUGUGCUUCAUCCAGGAACUAGCAUCUCUCCUGUUUCAUCACGUAAUACGAUUCCAGUGUCAAAUAUGCCUUCUGUCGCCAUCACAUCAAAUGCUAUACCAUCUCAUUCUAACUUUUUGAUCAAUUCCUCUCCAGUUGGAUACGGAAAUGGAUUAUUUGAGAAUGAAGGAGUCAAUUUGGAGCGCUUGAAACAGCAUUCUUCAGCUAGUGCAAUCAGGUUAGCAUCACGACAGUUUGUUAACGCUUAUCUUAUGCGUGGUCGAGAUUUUGAUAUGGAAAUGGAAUUGUCAGUGACGCCUGAGGGUUUUAAACGUGUUACUGGUAUAUUUUAUUGUCAUCUCUGCAGAGAGAAACGUGAGCGCACAUCAGCCGUACGCUUUUCCAUAGCCCGCAACAGGUAUCCAGUUUUGAGUAAUGUAUUAUCGCACUUAAAAACACAUUUUCAUUAUCGGGGUCAAACGUUAUCAGGAUUGCAGGCUGCGGUCACCCAACAAACUCAGAACUUACUGAAGUCGGCUAAUGAGUCUUUUAUUGGAGAAGGUUUAGGUCAGUCUCCAGGACCGUUCAACAGUUCGAGCUGUCGCACUGAUUUUACGGUACAACAUACAACUAAUUCAUCUAAUACAUCGCUUCUGCCCACAUCCAUUUCUCUUAACCAAUUUCAGUUACAAAUGAAACCGGAACCAGGAAACUGCACGUAUACUAUUGAAGCUGAGGGCAUUGAAGACUCUAGUUCUGUGCAUCAGAUUUUCAACAGUUUAUCUCCGCCAAAUAGAUUAAGCUCACCGGAUACCAAAGGUUCGUCUCCCACUCGAGGUUUGGAACUCAAAGUCAUUAUCCCAUCGCGACCAAAUACAGAUAGCCAAUGUAAUACGCUAACCUCGUAAUGUAAAUCUUAUAACUUUCCCCCACAAAUAUAUGAUUCUCAUGUUAUGAAUACUGACAUGCCUGUCCCAAAUAUUUUUUUUAAAGCAUUAACACUUCGAACAUGUACACAAUGUUUAUUUAGCAUUUCUAUCCAUUCCAUAGAGAAAAUUGUGUGUAAAUACCAAUAGUUUAUUAUCAUCGAUAUUCAGAUAAGUGUGUAUAUUUGUAUAUAAAUCCUUUUAUUAAGUA
Messenger RNA from Schistosoma margrebowiei, 2375 nucleotides. NCBI's taxonomy places the organism in Eukaryota, Metazoa, Platyhelminthes, Trematoda, Strigeidida, Schistosomatidae. The record is from the annotation of a GenBank genome assembly.